Molecule: messenger RNA, 1329 nt
Organism: Condylostylus longicornis
Lineage: Eukaryota; Metazoa; Arthropoda; Insecta; Diptera; Dolichopodidae
Exons: 5
Coding region: 1-1329 (442 amino acids)
Molecular function (GO): catalytic activity
Source: RefSeq, a predicted model, not a curated record
AUGUCUUUGACAUUACCCUUUGCACUGAAUUUAUCGGCAGUCGGGUUGGUGGAUGGGAUGUCUCAAAUAAGACAUCCAUGUCCGACCAUAGGCAGAUUAGGCUCAGCAAGCGGAUGUGCGGGCAAAGCUGGAAAAGCUGGAGAGGUUGGUCUGCCUGGAAGUGACCGGGGCAAAGCGGACGGCUCCUACCGCUGCGUUGGAGGUGAUGAUUGGGUUACCACCACUGCACCACCAUAUAUUGAAGGAAGCUCAGCAACGGGAAACCACCUCAUAAACGUAUUCCCUAGUAAAUCACCUUCAAAUAAAAGUAAAAAAUUAGCAGUCGCAACAUGGAAUGUAAGAAGUUUAGCCAUGCCGGGAAAAUUGGAAAAUUUGGAAAAAGAGAAAAAAAGGUUAAACCUGGACAUCAUAGGUAUCAGCGAAACGCAUAUGAUUGGCAACGAUGAACGUGAAACAGAAGAAAAUUAUUUGUUCUACUCGGGUCCGGAUGCAAAUCAUCCAAAACGAAACGGUGUGGGAUUUCUAAUUAGCAAACACUUAAAAAAUCACGUUAAUUGUAUAAUCCCAAAAUCGGAUAGAUCUACGGAGCGUAGUGGAGUGGGAGCCACUGCAGAAAAGGACGAUGAAGAGGUUGAAAAAUUCUAUGAAGAAAUUAAGGUAUUAUUAAAAAAUGCAAGUAAAGAAGAUUGUUUAGUUGUUUUAGGUGACUUCAACGCGAAAGUCGGUAAUGAAGAAGUGAAUAACGUAGCAGGCAAAUAUGGGUUAGGUCAGCGAAAUAUGAGAGGAUCAAAAUUGAUUGACUUUUGCAUCGAGAACAAUUUAGUAGUAGCGAAUACAUGGUUCCAGCAGCCAAAAAGAAGACUGUAUACGUGGACCGCUCCUGGGUCGACAAAUUCAAGAAUAAUCCAAAACAGCGAAAAUAAAAAUAGAAUCGCCAGCAAAAUCAACGAUGAACUAGAAUCAAUGGAGGAGACGAUAGAUGGAGAGAACGACUGCAACAAGGCGUGGAUACACUUCAAGACACCGCUCAACCAAGCCGUAAAAGAUUUGCAAAACGUAGAACAAAGACAUGCCAGGACAAAAUGGAUGACCCAAGAAAUUCUAAUCAUGAUGGAAGAGAGAAGAAGAUGGAAACAAAUAGAUCACGCAAAAUACAAAGAAAUUAACAAAACAAUAAAAAGAAAAAUUAGAGAUGCGAAAACACAUUAUUGGGAAAAUGAAUGUAAAGAAAUCGAGAAUCUGGAUAGAAUAGGAAACAGCGCUCAAUUACAUAAAAAAAUAAAAAGUAUCACGAAUUCGGAUAAAAAAAAAACACCAAAGGAGUACUAA